GAGAACACUUCCGGGUUUGAGAACGAAGUCGCUGCUCACGGACCUGAGAAUCGGAACAGAACUUGGACUGAGGCUGAAGACGUUUUCACAAAUACGGGAGUAUGCACAAGUAUGGAUAUUGAGAAAUGGCCUCACCUUUCUACUGAAAACACGCUCGUGUUUGUGCUCGUUUGUUCUCUGGUUUGUUCUGGAGCAACACAUCAGGACGAGACUAACGGUGUCUCCAGAACGUACGUCACAGAGGGGGAAGAUGCCGUCCUUCACUGUUCUUCUGUAGAAAGACUUGAGAACACGGUGGUAGACUGGGAGAACCAAAAUAAAAAAGAGGCGUGCCUCUACGACAGAGGCCAGCACUGUGAGGACAGGCGGGACAAUCAGGACGAGCAGUACAAAGGACGAGCGUCACUUUUCUACGACGAGCUGAAGAACGGAAACGCAUCCUUGAUCCUCAACAACACAAGGAUUGAAGACACAGGGACUUACACCUGCAUACUUCCACUUUUGAGUUCUGGAAUCCAAAGGUCCACGGUGGAGCUCAUCGUCGGUGUCUCCAGAACGUACGUCAAGGAGGGGGAAGAUGCCGUCCUUCACUGUUCUUCUGUAGAAAGCCUUAAGAACAUGGUGGUAGACUGGAAGAACCAAAAUAAAGAAGUGUUCCUCUACGACAGAGGCUGGCACUACGAGAACGGGCUGUGCUGUCAAGAUGAGCAGUACGGAGGACGAGUGUCACUUUUCUACGACGAGCUGAAGAACGGAAACGCAUCCUUGAUCCUCAACGACACAAGGAUUGAAGACACGGGGAUUUACACCUGUGACCUGAGUUCUGGAAGGCAAAUAUUCACGAUGGAGCUCAUCGUCGGAGCCGUUCAGGCGCCAGUCCUUGAAAUAUCUAACGUGUCAGAGGCCGGCGUGGAGCUCCAGUGUGUGGUCAGAGGUUCUUCAUCAAAGCCGAGUGUAGAGUGGCAGACGUGUGAAGGAACCUCUCUUAAUUCAGAGGAGCCACUGGUCUCUGAGACACGAGGCCGUUACGACACCACGCUCCUCGUCACUGUGACGGAGACGAAGACCAACUGCUUCCGCUGCGUGGUCAAACAGGAGGACAUUUACCACAGGAUUGAUGAUAACAUCAUUGUGUCAGAGAAACUCUUUGAGAAAAAGUCCUCCCACGAUACUCAGUCCUCCCACAAUACUCAGUCCUCCCACAGCACAGAUGUUCUCGGAGGCAUGUUUUCAGCUGGAGUUUUCACACUUGUGUUACUUCUGCUGGCUGUGGUUCUGGUUCUAUUCUUCACAAGACGCAGAAGUCGACUGAAAAUGAGAAAAUUAAAGGAGAAGAUGAUGAACGUCAUAUCCAGUAACAAGAGAAAAGGAGACAGAGGAGGAGAAGCUCAUGCCCAGUAACACCUCAGGUUCAGCUUCAGACCCCGGAGCCAAAAGGAGAAAAAAUACCACCUGAAUGUGAAAAUAACCCAAACGAUAUGAAGUUAGUCAUAUGAACUUCAAAUGUUAUCAGGUUUGUGUCUGUAGACGUGUUCGAGGUCGGUCUCUUGUGUCACGUACGAAGUUUCGAGGCGAUCGAUCAAUGCAUGUCGAAGUUACAGGGCACUUCCUGUUUCGUGAUCGCCGAACUCCCCAUGUUUGCCGUAGCCGCGCCUUUUUGUCUUUGAUGUGUCCAGUACGUUUUUUUUAUGUUGAUACAAUAAACGCCCACUUCCUUAUUACGAGUUCCUACCAAGUUUCGUGAAAUUUGGUGGAACUUAAUUUUGGCUUGCUCCAUCCACGUUUGGCCUUAGGGGGCGCUAUAGAGCUGUUAUCUGUUCUUCCUUCAGAUUAUUAUAAUCUCCGUGGCUUUGCGAUCAUUUUUGAGCGGGUUAACGUGCAUAAAAACUCUUGAAACUUAGCAUGGAGGUCAGGUCUGGUGAAAAUGUGAUACUGGCAUAGUUCCCCUACCUGUGUGUUGCUCAAGGGCUCUAUAGCGCCCCCUAAGGUGAAAACAAGGCAAAAUUGAGUUCCACCGAAAUUAGGUGGAAAGUUGUUACAAAGACGAAGACAAAAGUCGACCGUAACCAUGGCCUCAACUCAACAGGAAGUCAGCAUUUUGAAUUUUGGCGUCCAUCUGUUUUAUGUUAUGUUGUUUGUUUAUUAUGUUUCCUGUGCGUGGGUCUGUGUAACAGUUGAUAGAUUCCAAAUGUCGGAUCUAAAAGAUCAACACAGAGCUGAUGGAACAGCAAUGAAUCGUCCAAAGAGAAUUUUAUAUCUACUUUAAUGAUAGUGAACUUAGCUCCAGCUGUCAAACAGGAGAGAAGCUAAAAGCUGCGUCGUUCGCAGUCAUCUAUAGAAUUGUUUUAUUUAAUAUUUUUACCGCUUUAAUGAAAGAAUGUCUAAUUUUUUUUUAAGUAUGAUUUUGAACAGGUCAGUUUCUUGACGCAUGUUUCCGGUGUCAGUGUAGCCUGAGCUGUGAAAACAUUUCUUCUGCUCCGAUAUUCUAUAUUUACCGUGUGUGCACUUAUUAGUCGUAAUUUAGUGCGAGAAUUUAAGUAAGUAAAUAAAUAAAAGAUGUAGACGAAUGUAAUUCGUUAUUGAUGCAAAAUACAAAGUCACCUGUGAGGUCGUUAUCGUGAGCAUCAUGAACAGAUGCUCGAGCAGUGGUCGAGCAACAUGUCACCUCACUUGCAUGUAUCCAUAUGAUCACUCAGUGAAAUAUCAUUGCUGUCGUUUAUAAAAACCUGUGCUAAUCGUUAGGAGUAAUCACUGGAAUGAAUGUGUUUGCAAUUGAAUGCAUAAUAUUCAUCAUUUAAAUGGUGAAUUGCAUAAGAUGUUAAUAUGGCAGCCGCACACAUUAUUCUCUACCCUUCAGGUUGCUCUCAGUCUCAAACAGGUUGGUGCUAGAGAAUUUAAAAAUAAACUGUUUGUCCACACACUUUGAGUGAAUUUGUCAUAAAACAAAGAACAGGAACCAGUUUAGCUCUUAUUUGUACCCGAAUGUUUAAAUGCACUUAUUGUAAGUCGCUUUGGAUAAAAGCUUCUGCUAAAUGA
Molecule: messenger RNA, 3036 nt
Organism: Solea solea (common sole)
Lineage: Eukaryota; Metazoa; Chordata; Actinopteri; Pleuronectiformes; Soleidae
Product: programmed cell death 1 ligand 1-like
Exons: 7
Coding region: 112-1401 (429 amino acids)
Biological process (GO): positive regulation of T cell proliferation; cellular response to lipopolysaccharide; negative regulation of T cell proliferation
Cellular component (GO): external side of plasma membrane
Source: RefSeq, a predicted model, not a curated record